AUGGUUGUUGGGUUAAGAGUGUGUGUUAUGUUUUCUCCCCCGUUGCAACGCACGGGCUCUUUUGCUAUAUAUAUAAAAUGUUUCAUUUUUGCAGGAAACACCGUGUCGUUUGAUGUAUUCAACCCGCGGUCCGAGCAGAUUUGUGAAGAGAAAAAAGACCACAAAAGGAGCACGGGCUCGCCUACUCUCCCUCUCGCCCAUGGAGUCAUCGUCGCCGCCACCACCCACGCCGGCCGCUUACGGAGACCUCCGGCGACGCGCAACACGUCCCCGAGCUCCCCAUGGUCCGGGCCUCCCUCCCCUCUGGCCGGAUUCUCCGCCCCCGUCCUCUACCACCCGGUUGCAACCCCACUCCUGUGGCUAGAGUUUCAGCCAGGGCUUCGCCGGCGAGUCUCCGGCGGCCCCAGUUAUUCGGAUCAUCGUCAUGUCGCAAGUUUCCGACAUCGCUUUACACACCGUGGACUUCACCGGAAAUCCGUUUGCACGUACUCCACUGUCCGCCGGAACUUCGUCUACCUGAGGACUGAGGAAAGCAAGACAGGGCCGCCUUUAUAUCUUGGGUCACCCUGUAGAAGGGAGCAAGAGUGGGCACAUCCGAGUUUAGCACAUGAGAGUUUAGAUAUUCAAUCAGUGUUUUGCAAUCCAUCUCAAGCACCAUGGCUUCACCUUCCUCCACACUGUCGGAAACAGGUCGUGCCAUGUUCUGGUGGAGUCCACUGUAUGGGUGGCAGUGAAACAUGUAUUUGCGUGGUAAACGACGGGGUCUAUAAUAUCCGUGCUCAACCGGUUCCCGUCAAGCGCUUUCGGCCAUGACCUCAAGUUCUGCAGCUAGGCCAUGAAGUGUUGGUCCUUCUCACCGUCCACCGAUGAUGGUGCCCGAGAGAAGUCGGGGAAUGAGAAAAGGAUGUUGCUGUCAUGGUCGUCGAAACGACUUGCCGUGGACGCAGUCACGCACUGGAUGCCAUCGACGACUAGCCGUGGACAAGCACCUCGCCGCCUCCGCAAAAUAUGGAUGCACGGGAUUCUGGUACUAACAUUGUGGAGUGUGUGCUAUUUCGGUGUUGUGACUUAUACACUCUGUGGAAGAAACCCCCGGCUUGAUUUACAGGUGAUGCUGAUUUGUCUGGGAUCUACUUCCGAUAGAUCAAUUUGGUUUGUUGGCUGCUGAGUGGCUUCAUGUGAUGCUAUAGUGAGCAUCACAUGAAGCCAUCCAGCAGCCAACAAAGCCCAGAGCUACACGUAUGUACUAUAACAUGGCCCCAGAGCUACACGUAUGUACCGUAAUGUUACAUCUUUCGAUUUUGACGUUAAUAUUGACUCCUUGA
This is a messenger RNA of Triticum aestivum (bread wheat), 1325 nucleotides long. RefSeq lists its product as uncharacterized. Lineage: Eukaryota; Viridiplantae; Streptophyta; Magnoliopsida; Poales; Poaceae. The record is from RefSeq and is a predicted model, not a curated record. The transcript is spliced from 5 exons. Bases 1 to 813 code for a protein of 270 amino acids.